Molecule: messenger RNA, 2055 nt
Organism: Budorcas taxicolor (takin)
Lineage: Eukaryota; Metazoa; Chordata; Mammalia; Artiodactyla; Bovidae
Gene: ELAVL3
Product: ELAV like RNA binding protein 3
Exons: 11
Coding region: 1-2055 (684 amino acids)
Cellular component (GO): ribonucleoprotein complex
Molecular function (GO): RNA binding
Source: RefSeq, a predicted model, not a curated record
AUGGCACUCUUGGACAGUCUGGAACCUAAAAGGACGUGCAGGGACGAGGAUAGAAUUCAGGUUGCGACUCUCAAGUUAGGGGAUCCGGGUUCCCCCGCCCGCAGCGCCCUGGACCGGGCCGUCGGACCGCUGUCUGUGGUGCUGAAGCCUCACUCGAAGGCGCCCCUAAGUGCUCUACUCCGGGUACUGGACAGAGAGGAACGCUUCCUGUCUUCCAGGCCGAAAGCCCGCCCAAGAAGGGGCGCCAACGCAGGAAGUAAGAUCCGUCAGGGCAAAAGGGCCCGAAUCUGGCAAUUGGAGCCCCCAGGCCACCCCGGGGCCCGGUUAUCCGCGUUCGCGUACCCGGGCUCGGGCCGGUCCCCGGCCCUCGAGGGAGCCGCUGCCCUCACCAAGACCUCUGCAGCGGCCGCACCAGAAGCCGCUCCGGCAGGACCCCGGCUUGAGCAACGAGCGCCCCCCAAAGAGUGCACGACCCCCGGAGCCGCCCUCAACACGGACCGCGCCCGCCGGGCACACAAGAAUGGUCACUGGAAUCGACCUGCGAUUCGGGGGACAUCCUACGGAGCCCUGGGGGCGGGAUUGCCCCCCUUCAGCAGGCCUGAUGGGGGAGGGGCCGCGGCGGCGGAGGAUGCCUCCUCCAUCCAGGCCCGGACUCAGCAGGCCUCCCAGGCAAACGCAGGGCCCCAAUCACUGGUGCUGGGCCAGGACCAGGCGGCAAGGAGUCCCCGAGAGCCCCAGGGAAGGGGUGGCGUCGGAUCGCGCGCCCUGGGCCUCGACCGCGCCCGGGAGCCGGGCAUCUCGUCCUCGAGCCCGUCGACCUUGCGGCAAAGGAUGGGGAAAGGAGCUCAGGCAGACCCCCUAGGCCAGGUCAAGGCGCCCCACCCUGCCAGAACUCAGGGCCGCGGGGUGACCUUGAACGCGCCCGCCAGCCCGCCCGCCGGCACCCGUCGCCCAGCGCCGGUGCUUUCAGCAGCCGCCGAGCUGAUACUCGGCGCCAUGGAGUCUCAGGUGGCAGGGGGCCCGGCCGGCCCGGCCCUGCCCAACGGGCCACUCCUUGGUACAAACGGAGCCACUGAUGACAGCAAGACAAACCUCAUUGUCAACUACUUGCCCCAGAAUAUGACCCAGGAUGAGUUCAAGAGUCUCUUCGGCAGCAUUGGUGACAUCGAGUCCUGCAAGUUGGUUCGGGACAAGAUCACAGGGCAGAGCCUCGGCUACGGGUUUGUGAACUACUCUGACCCCAACGAUGCAGACAAAGCCAUCAACACCCUCAACGGCCUCAAACUGCAGACGAAGACCAUCAAGGUAUCCUACGCCAGACCCAGCUCUGCCUCUAUCCGAGAUGCGAACCUGUACGUCAGCGGGCUGCCUAAGACCAUGAGCCAGAAAGAGAUGGAGCAACUCUUCUCCCAGUACGGCCGCAUCAUCACUUCUCGCAUCCUGGUGGACCAGGUCACAGGUGUCUCUCGGGGUGUGGGAUUCAUCCGCUUUGACAAGAGGAUCGAAGCUGAGGAGGCCAUCAAAGGACUGAACGGGCAGAAGCCGCUGGGUGCGGCCGAGCCCAUCACGGUCAAGUUUGCCAACAACCCGAGUCAGAAGACGGGCCAGGCGCUGCUCACCCAGCUCUACCAGUCCUCCGCCCGGCGCUACGCAGGCCCCCUGCACCACCAGACACAGCGCUUCCGGCUGGACAAUUUGCUCAACAUGGCCUACGGAGUCAAGAGGUUCUCACCCAUCGCCAUCGAUGGCAUGAGCGGCCUUGCAGGCGUGGGCCUGUCGGGGGGUGCAGCGGGCGCCGGCUGGUGCAUCUUCGUGUACAACCUGUCUCCGGAAGCGGACGAGAGUGUUCUUUGGCAGCUGUUCGGGCCCUUCGGGGCGGUCACCAACGUCAAGGUCAUCCGUGACUUCACCACCAACAAGUGCAAGGGCUUCGGCUUCGUCACCAUGACCAACUACGACGAGGCGGCCAUGGCCAUCGCCAGCCUCAAUGGCUACCGCCUGGGUGAGCGCGUGCUGCAGGUGUCCUUCAAGACCAGCAAACAGCACAAGGCCUGA